Sycon ciliatum is the source of this 2601-nucleotide messenger RNA. Its product is annotated as electron transfer flavoprotein-ubiquinone oxidoreductase, mitochondrial-like. Gene Ontology annotation, molecular function: iron-sulfur cluster binding; electron-transferring-flavoprotein dehydrogenase activity. The transcript has 14 exons. Gene Ontology annotation, cellular component: mitochondrial inner membrane. Gene Ontology annotation, biological process: electron transport chain. NCBI's taxonomy places the organism in Eukaryota, Metazoa, Porifera, Calcarea, Leucosolenida, Sycettidae. Bases 267 to 2048 code for a protein of 593 amino acids. The record is from RefSeq and is a predicted model, not a curated record.
CUUCAAGAUUUUUUAGGUCGAAUUUUUCAGGUGUCAACCAUUUGUGCAAUUGCCUACAUUGUAAAGUGAAAGUUACUUUGUAGUGCUCUUGUGUUACUGACUACUGUCUCAUUUUGCAGUCACUCGGCCUCCCAUAAGUGUCUCAGGAAAAUUUCCAUUCAUACUCACCUUAGUACUAACAUAAUUAUUAGUUACAGAAGACAAGAGGCACCUGACCUCAAUUUGGAGUAUUUCGCAUCCAGUUGGUGUGAGAAACAAUUUGAAAAAUGCUAAGUCGUUCCUUGGCCGUGGCACGGCGACGCUGGUGCCGUCAGUGUAGUACAGUGCCUCGAAUUACGACUCACUACACGGUUGUGCCAAGAGAAAGUGAUCCACGAUGGAAAGAUGUCGACAUGGAGCGGUAUGCUGAAGACGCGGAUGUCGUCAUUGUCGGUGGUGGACCGGCUGGAUUGUCCGCUGCUAUUCGCCUGAAGCAGCUGGCAGCCCAGGCUGAGCGAGAGCUGCGUGUAUGCCUCGUGGAAAAGGCACCAGAGAUGGGUGGUCACACAUUAUCUGGGGCAUGCAUUGAGACGGGUGGGCUGGAUGCCCUCUUCCCCGAUUGGAAGGAGAAAGGGGCACCAUUGGACACUCCAGUCACGGAAGACUCCAUGGCAUACCUCACGGAAAGCAAGCGCAUCAACAUCCCUAUUCUGAAAGGAAUGCCAAUGUACAACCAUGGCAAUUACCUUGUACGCCUGGGUCAUGUUGUCAGAUGGCUCGGAGAGCAAGCUGAAGAACUAGGCGUUGAGAUUUAUCCUGGCACGGCUGCCAGUGAGGUGUUGUACAAUGAUGAUGGAUCUGUGGCUGGUAUUGCAACCACUGAUCUUGGUAUUGCCAAGGAUGGCUCACCAAAGGACCAAUUUGCCCGUGGUAUGGAGCUGCGUGCACCCAUCACUCUCUUCAGCGAGGGUUGUCAUGGUCACCUAGCCAAGGGCCUGUACAAGAAGUUUGAUCUUCGCCAGGACUGCCAGCCACAGACAUAUGGCAUUGGCUUGAAGGAGCUGUGGGAGAUUGAUCCAGCUAAGCACAAGCCAGGUCGAGUGGAACACACAGCUGGAUGGCCUCUAGACCCCAAGACCUAUGGAGGAUCAUUCCUGUAUCAUCUUGGUGACUCAUCGUCACCUCUCGUUGCCGUAGGAUUUGUUAUUGCGCUGGACUACAAGAAUCCAUUCCUUCACCCGUUCAAAGAGUUCCAGAAAUUCAAGACACAUCCGUCCGUUCGACCUACAUUUGAGGGUGGUACGCGUAUUGGCUAUGGAGCCCGUGCCCUGAACGAGGGUGGCGUCCAGUCGCUGCCGCGUACAUCAUUCCCCGGCGGUGCUUUGCUCGGCUGCAGCCCUGGUCUGAUGAAUGUACCUAAGAUCAAGGGAACGCACAACGCUAUGAAGAGCGGUGUUCUGGCGGCAGACAGUGCUUUCGAAGCACUCAAGGAUGGGCACAAGCCAGGUAUGGUGCUGGACUAUCACGAGAGACUGAUGGAGAGUGACAUCAUGAAGGAGCUGAAGGCUGUGCGCAACUUCCGUCCGUCUUUCAGCACCUCUCUGGGUGUGUACGGUGGCAUGAUCUACUCUGGGUUCAUGUAUGUCAGUCGUGGAAUGGAGCCGUUCACGCUGAAGCAUCACGGCAAAGAUAGCGAGUCCCUCCUGCCCGCUAGCCAGUGCAAAGAGAUUGAGUAUCCCAAGCCAGAUGGAGAGGUUACAUUCGACUUGCUAUCAUCUGUAGCGCUUAGUGGCACAAACCAUGAAGGUGACCAGCCACCUCAUCUGACACUAGCCGAUGAUGCCAAGCCAGUACAGCGCAACCUAGCAGAGUUUGCUGGUCCAGAAUCGCGCUUCUGUCCGGCCGGAGUGUAUGAGUUUGUACCGGAGGAGUCUGGCGAAGGCAUGCGGCUGCAGAUCAACGCACAGAACUGUGUGCACUGCAAGACGUGUGAUAUCAAGGACGUAUCGCAGAAUAUCAACUGGGUGGUGCCAGAGAGUGGCGGAGGGCCAGCGUAUGAUGGCAUGUGAGCAUGACCUACGCUGCAGAGAACUUACUUGAAUUUUGUUGAAUUAUCUCUUUGAUUAUUUUCCCACUGCUUGCUACUGUUGGCCAUCUGAUCCAGCAUAUUUAUCACAAUUCUAGACAAUGAAACUAGCCAGGCAUGUGGUAUAUCUGUAGGUACUCAGUACGGAGAAAUCUGGUGGAGUUUGAUGGAUAUGCCUCUGUAGACUACUGUAGUAGUAUGCUACCGACUCGUUUUCUUCUCUUCGGUUCAUCUUCUGUCAAAUAUAGUACAUUUUUCACGAGCGAUAGCUACUUGGCUGGGCUUCUUGGUCAGCAGCGCAAGCAAUACGACUCGUUCUUUUUUUACUAUCCCUCGAUUUACCAACACGUAACUUUUAAGGGAACUCCACCCUACUGACCCUAGCCUCUCUCAGUCAUAGAAAGAACUCCCAGAGCACUCGAAUUGGAUUGUUGCCAUUCAUUUCAUGUCUUCUCUUUUUUUUACUAGCAAGAUCAAUGUUAAAUUUGUAUGAAAAGGACCGCUGGCUGGUCAUGGCCAUGGCAACAGUCAUGUGA